Messenger RNA from Ixodes scapularis (black-legged tick), 1843 nucleotides. Its product is annotated as mitochondrial amidoxime reducing component 2. The coding region runs from base 338 to 1309 and encodes 323 amino acids. Gene Ontology annotation, molecular function: molybdenum ion binding; pyridoxal phosphate binding; catalytic activity. The record is from RefSeq and is a predicted model, not a curated record. NCBI's taxonomy places the organism in Eukaryota, Metazoa, Arthropoda, Arachnida, Ixodida, Ixodidae. The transcript is spliced from 8 exons.
AAAAUGCGCAGAUGCGCGAAUGUGCAGAUGUAAUGGAAGUGGCGCGAGCAUUUUAGAUCCCCGGUCUUUUGCGGACGUUAUCAGUUCUGGCUGCUGCAUUCACGGAGCUUCAUCAACUGCCUUGGGCACACCGAAAGGAGAGCGGGUUGCCGUUGUUUUAGGUAGUUUUAGCGUCUGCACAAGAAGAGAUCGCGAGUGCGUAGUUUACGGUUUCUCAAUCCAAACCACUGUGAUACAGCGAUCAUAACAUCGCACACACGCCGUGCAGAAGCAGCACCAGGAAUCGCCGGCCGCCUUCCCACGAGUUCAGGCACAAAGAUUGUCCAGUCGUGGAACCAUGGCACCUGGCACCAGUACUCCCUUGGGAGUGUUGGCACUGACAGCAACGUUCAUGGCUGGCACCGUCGGGGUGACCUACUGGUGGCUUAGGAAGAGGUUCCUCAAGGUUGCCAGAGUCAAGAGCAUCGUGAUUUACCCGAUCAAAUCUAUUGUGGGUCUCGAGAUCCCGUAUGCAUACUGCACCAUUGAAGGUCUUGUCUACGGUUCCAUCAAGGACAGGUCCAUGAUGCUGGCAGCGGGAGAGUGCCUCGUGUCCUUGCGAGACGAGCCAACCCUUGCCCUGAUCCGUCUGUCGCACGAGGAGGGCAAGCUGACAUUGACCGCAGACGCCAUGGACCCUCUGAUCGUGGAUGCCGCAGAUCCCGAUGCGCAUUCCAAGACAUCCUUCCCUGUAAAGCUGUGGGGCAACGACUAUAGGGCGGUCGAAGUGUCACCGCAGGCUUCAGCAUGGUUCAAUCGGUACCUGAAAAGAGAGGACGUCCGUCUCGUACGGAUCCUGCAAAACGACCAGAACAUUGCCCGUGGCAAGAACGGCACCAUCCCGGUGGCUUUCCACGACACCUCAACCAUCCACAUGCUCUCAGUGGCGUCCCUGAAAGACUUCAAUUCGAAGCUGCCGGAGGGCAAUGUUGAGAUCACCGAGCGCACCUUUCGCCCCAGUUUUCUCAUCGAGGGCUGCGACGCUUAUGCUGAGGACCAUUGGAUUCGUGCCAGACUGGGAGAUGCGGAAAUAGCAUUUAUCGAGCGUUGCAGCAGGUGCGUUCUCACUACAGUUGACCCGAACACCGGAACCAAGGCAAUGGAACCACUGAAAACACUCCGGACAUACCGGGUUGACAGGUCGAAGUUUGGGAGGAAAAAGUACAAGAUGCAACCGUUGUUUGGGGUGUGCCAGUAUCUCGUGAGGGACGGUACCGUCAGUGUGGGAGACGACAUAUACGCCGUUGCGUCCACGAGACCGCUUCUCUGAAACCUCGGAAUUGUCCAUCAAACCACCGUUACUCUUUGUGCAACAUAGUUUUUAAGAAACAAAUCUUGUUGAUAAGGAUCACACUCUAAAAUGAAUUUUAUACAUCUUUAUGAUGUGUUUCACUGCUACUGGUUGUCCCGUUUAUAAUAAUCCAAGUGCCAUAUUUUUUUUAGUCGGAGUGUCCAUUACCCUAAUCCAUCUGUCAACUAAUUUACCCCAAUUCGCGAUCAACUUGAUCUAUGUGCCAACAAGCUUAUUCCAGGUCGUCAUAAAUUUAAUCUUGAUGCCAUUAAUUUUAAUCGAAGAGUUGCUCAAUUUAGUCAGUUCAUAUUGUGUGGAUGUACAACGACUUCGGCUAAUAUGUUUUAACUGUUUGAGAGCUCUAGGUGCCUCUAAGUCAUGAAGUUUUUUUCUGUAGCACACAGUUCAUAUAUAGCUCUUUCCAUUAUUUUUAUAAUGUUUUAGAAAAUACAAUAAAGUGCACAAGAAUAAAAAUUAUGCUGUUUGGCCAGUUUUUAGAUGGUAUAACUUUCA